GCUUACUAGCUUUUGUCACAAACUCAGGUAUCGGCAGUAUAGUUUGUACCGCCGAGUAAAAGGGAGAAGUAAGUUGUCUGUGUGUGGUACGUCGGGCUCGGGACGGACCUGACCAUUACGGCUACUGGCACUCGUGUGCGUCAAGUAGUUACAACUUGCUGCUGUAAAGUAAUCGCAGCAGAGAGGCAGUGCCAGUGGCAUCUCGAGGUCGACGGGGAGUAGGGUCGUACCCGGGGCAAGUCGAGCGGCAUGUCGAAGGUUAUUCGCUUUUUCUUUUUCCCCACGGCGCCGGUGUUCCGCGAGCUGCAGAAGUGGUCCAGGAGUUGCGUCGAUGUUGUCGGCACAGCGCAGGCGUACACCCUUACAACGAAGCGGCGAGAAAAAUUGCGAACGGUUCUGCCCGCGCGCCGCGCUCGGAACAGAGUUUUGAUGACGAUGGACAGGCAGCGCCGCCCGGCUCGGGAGACAAAGGCUGAGGGGCGACGAGCACGAGUUCAUCAUCGACGAGCCGAUACCAUUGUCAAGAAUUCCCCGCCCUUGAAAAGACACCACGCUAGCAGUUCGUUCGUGGACGCGCGGAAAAAUCAUCAGGGCGACGAUAGUCAAGGACAACAAGGAGGUGGAUGGAGUACGGCGGCAGAAGUGUUGAACCAUGUGGAGGCGGCGCUGCGAAAUCUAGAAGCGAAGGUGCAGGAGAUCGCGACCGUUUGUAAGAAGGACACGGCGAGCCACGCGUUACUGGAUGUGUCCGGUAAUAUGGCCCAUCUGGGGGUGUGCACGGACGACAGCCAGUGCUUGCAGCGGGACGGCCCCGGGGCGCUUACUAAAGUCGAUUAUACACGCGUUGGAGCGGCUGUCGGCGAGACGGGGAGCGGUGCGCAGCAAACAGCCGAUGUGGACGUAGAGCUGUGCAUUCGCAACGGCGUUGCCCAGUUAUUUCUCAACCAAACCGGGUCGCACCUGCGGGCGGAACCGCCGGUCGUCACCGACCCGGCCAGCGGGGAGGGGUACUACGAGCGAACGGAGGGCUUUGCUACGUUCGUUGUCGAGAGAGUCCCGGGAACAAGCGAUAUCUCGGUUCAAAAGCAGGCCGCAGACCGGCGGAUCAUCGUGCAGUGGCCGCAUCAACACAGUCGCGCCGAG
Molecule: messenger RNA, 1143 nt
Organism: Amoebophrya sp. A120
Lineage: Eukaryota; Dinophyceae; Syndiniales; Amoebophryaceae
Source: the annotation of a GenBank genome assembly